CUUCCUGUGCUCUCCGGAAGUGGGGUGACAAAUAUGUCGUCGCGCAGGCAAGAAAACACGAAAGAGCGCACAUCAAAUUCUGGAGAUGUUUCAAAUGUCGACUGUCUGCUUCAUCCUGAGCUCCUGUCACGAGAGUUUAUUCAGCUUGUGUUACAUGAGAGGAAGAUAGCGGUGGAUGAUCAUGAGGACAGUGACCGGCUCACAGAUCUGUAUAUGCGGCAUGUCAUUCCGCUACCACAGAGAGAUCUGUCAAACACACGCUGGGCUAAGAGGGUGGAGAGAUGCAGAGAGAGACAGAGCUCCGGCAGUGUAAACAGUUCAGGCAUAGACAGUGGCCGGAAGAGGCCGUUGAUCGUGUUUGAUGGCAGCUCUACUAAUACUGGCAGUGUUAAGUUGAAGAAACCUUUUACUUUACCAGCACCUGCUGUACAUGACCGCCUGAAGCCCCCAGUUUCCAGUGCCAGUCUCUCAAACCCCAUCCGCAAGCUGUCUGGGUCUUCUACAAACAAUGCUUCCUCAAAUUCCCAUAAUAUCACCCCAGUAUCACCACCAGGGAGCGGCCACAAGAGCCCUGCAGCUACAUGUAAUCAUUCUGACACUGCCAGCGCCUCUGUGCAUUCAAACAACAUGACGUCUAAGCUGAAGCGUACGGCCCCCAGUGACACUGCUAAGGACAUUAAGUCACCAGAUAUGAAGAAAAAGGUUCAACAUAUCAAAUGGCCAUAAUCUUGUCAUCACAGACAUCAGGUUGGAUAGACAGUUGGGUAUUAGAGACCCCUCAAGUGAUGACUCUUCAGCCCCUCCCUGAUCGUUACAAACCAGCCACUGGUUUUGUGGAAUAUGCUCCUUUUGUUCAUUACAUAGUGGGUGAUGCAUUAGGAGUGAAGAAUGACGAUCGUAGCAGUCGAAUGCUUACUCAGCUGAUCAUCUGCGCUCCAUUUUUUUGGUAUACUGCGUGAACUUUCCCUUUAAGAGUUUUUUAUGUACUUUUGGUCCCCACACAUUUUGGAAGUCAUGUGUUGUUUAUCUUGCAGAAAGCAAUGUAAAGAGGUUUUCACAUUCUCAUCUUUCACAUUCUCGUCUUACACAUUUUACAGACUUUAACACAUUUGUCAUCCAAACCAUGAUGUUCCACUGCAUGGAAUGUGUCUCAGUGGCAACAAGCCACAUAGCAUAAAUAGCUGAGAGUACAGAUUAUGGUGUUUGUGUUCAUCAUAUUCCUUUUUAGGCCAAAAAAUCUAAUCCUAAAUUUCACUGAUUAUUGCGUAAUGAUUUAAUGCAACUUUAAAGUUUAUAUAAAACUAAUAAAUAUGUUGAAAGGACUAAACAGCAGUGAGUCUUUAAAGGAGCAAGUCUUUUGCAGUUUUUGAGGCGUUGAUUAUGUUUUGUGGGUGUUUUGUGGGUGUGGUGCGUGCGUGCGCGAUUGCGUGUGUGUCACACCCAUACCAUAUCAGCCUCUCAGUGCAUGUGUAUUCAUAAACUUUGGCUUUGAGCAAUAAACGGUAACAAUGGCUUCAACUUCACUUUAUCAGUUCAAAUUGAAUUCUUAUUACCAGUUAAAAGACUGUGAUGCAAAUAAAGCGCACAGCCAAGUCAAAUGUUUACUAUCUCUGAUAACCAAACACUACUCCUGCGGAUCUUCCUCGUCUCUAAGGAUGGCCCUGUAUAACACCAAUCAAAUAACCUCAAAGUAAUAGAGUCAGUAUGCGAUAUGUAAGAAAAGGUUGGUUCAUUGUUGUAUAGCAAAUAAAAAAAACGGUCACAGUUAAGCAAGGACAAGUUUAUGGUUUGCAUCUUGUAAAAAAUGUGGUAUGUUUUUCCACCCAUGUCUAAUAUUAAAUUUAUUUGUUACACUAAACGAAAUGCAUGAAUAUCAUUUCUAAAGAUCUCAUGUAAAGAAAGUGUUAUUUUUAAAUGAAAAAUAUAUUUUCUAUUUACUGGUGAACUGAGAAAAAGAUUUUUUUCAAUUAAUUCAAUUGAACAGGGUUUUUUGCUCUUUUCCUCUCACCUUUACCAAAUGUAAAAUACUGUACACAUUACCUUGCAUUGUGUGUUACCUCAAAGAUAUACAGUUCUUUAACAGUUAUUGUCAUUGUCUCAUUUUACCAUGUUAAAAUGUCACAUUAAACAAAAAUAUAACACCA
Messenger RNA from Triplophysa dalaica, 2144 nucleotides. It is a transcript of the gene tslig2, whose product is annotated as chromosome 8 C2orf49 homolog. The coding region runs from base 34 to 726 and encodes 230 amino acids. Gene Ontology annotation, cellular component: tRNA-splicing ligase complex. The record is from RefSeq and is a predicted model, not a curated record. Gene Ontology annotation, biological process: embryonic morphogenesis. The transcript is spliced from 4 exons. NCBI's taxonomy places the organism in Eukaryota, Metazoa, Chordata, Actinopteri, Cypriniformes, Nemacheilidae.